AUGACAGAAGAGCACACUUAUCAAGAUCUUCUUAACAGAGAUCUGGAUGUCUAUUUGUCAUUGAAGAAACAACUCAAGCAAAAAAACAAGGAAAAACUGCCAAAGCUGAAAACCUCUGUGGAUUCAGGAGCUGAAACCAUUAAAGAGGAGAACACGUAUGAGACUCUGAUAAGACGGGACGUGGAGGCCUACUCAUCACAUGCAGCACAAGACAAGAAGAAGAAGAAGAAGAAAAGUCCAACUGAUACUGUCUCCAAAGAUUUAGCAAAUGAGAUCAGCUUCACUAAUUUGGGAGAGGACUCCUACUAUUUCUCUACUGAGAAGAAAGCCUGGAGGAGCAGCUCAGACUUCUGUGCACAGCAUCAGGCAACCCUCGCUGUAUUUAAGGAUAAAGAAGAGCUGAACAGAGUCUUAUGGUACAUCACAAAUCAUACAUUGGAAGACAGCUACUGGAUUGGUCUGCAAAAGAACAACUUUGGGUUCACUUUGGACGUCAGUGACCCCUCUCGUGGCUGUGCCAUGUUAAGAAAUAAAAGCCUAAACGCUAGCCAUUGUAACACAACAAGUAAAUGGAUCUGUAAGAAGAGCAGCAAGAGAAGCUGUGGAUGA
Molecule: messenger RNA, 609 nt
Organism: Polypterus senegalus (gray bichir)
Lineage: Eukaryota; Metazoa; Chordata; Cladistia; Polypteriformes; Polypteridae
Exons: 4
Coding region: 1-609 (202 amino acids)
Source: RefSeq, a predicted model, not a curated record